AUGGAGCAGCAGUGCAACAGAAUGAGCGGUUCAUUUGAACCUGUGGCAGCAGCGAAGAUGUCGUCCAGUACAAACGUCGUCUUUCAUUCGAAUGGACUUUCUUGCAGCAUGGCGGACGCAGGUACAUCGGAAAUGGAAAGUAUAAUGUUACCGGAUAUGUCUGCUGCACAGUUCUCUUCGCUGCUAGGCGGCAACCAGAGUAACGAUUAUGUCGAUACGUUGAACUUAAACCUUUCCGGUGAUUAUUCGAGCUCAGGCAAGAUGGAGGCAUCGAAUCCCUUAAACUCAAACAGUGGCAACCUCGAUGCGGCGGUGACUAGUUCGCCAGAAUCGAUCAUCAUUUCGGAUGUAGCCGCUAAGCAGAUAAUGUCCGUCGCGGAUUUUAAAUGUAGCGGUGGAUUGACUAAUGACGUUUUGCUUGUUAGCGAGUCAACGGUCGCCCAGUGCAACAGCAGCUGUGAUACGCUGAGAACGGUUCGCGUUGACGCUAAGCAUUCUGCUUCGCCGGUUGGGCUAACAGCUCUCCUAAGUUGCAGCACCUCGACAUUACCUGCUUCGAAAGGAACGAAUAGCUGUAAUAACUGUACUAUGCCCGGACGGUCAUGGACGCCUGAUUCAGAUAGCUGGGACAGUGGUUUCAGUGAUUGCAGCAUGCCUUGCAAUUAUCAAGUGCCUUUAAUGCAGGAAGUGUGUAUGCAGAAUGGCAGUGCCAUGUCUACCAACUACGGUUCUGAAAAGUUGCUUGAUCUUAAAACUGUUAACGAUUCAGUUGUUUGCGGUGCUGAGCCUGACGCAGUAGUUUCGCCCGACUUCAUGUUCUGGAACGAAAGUUUACCGUCGAUAGCCACAAAUACUGCAAACGAUGUGUUCAGCGUUUCACCAGUACCAGAUUACGGGAAAGAAUUUGGUUCGUCGUCUGCAUCUUCGUCGUUAUUCUCCUCUUCAUCUUCGUUUUUCACCAGUGACGUUAAUCUUAACGCGAAAGAGUGUCGCUGCGAACUGUUUGGUUGCAGCAAGAUGUCUUUGGCCAACUCCAGGGCCGACUACACGUUGACCGGUGCUGAACGUUAUUACGAGGACAGCAACUCGAGUUUAAUGGAAGUGUUUUCUCGCACUUCGUCUGAGUCAAUGGUGACCGGUAUCAGCAUUUCGGAUGGUGAGAACCACGAUGUUUUAACAGCAGUGAGCAACAACCUCUCGUCGUUUGACGCUGUUCAGGACAUGACGUUUCAGCAGUCAGAACAGUGGAACUCUUUUCAUCGAUUUACUAUUGAAUCUUCACCAGAAGUUGGUAGCAAAAGCAUGGCUAAAGCGAUUACACUCUCAUCGUCGUCAGAUUCUAAUUAUCAGUUCUGCGUUGACCAAGAAACCUUGAACUCGCCUUUAUGUCGGGAAAACUGUGGCCAGGAACUUGACUCCGUGCAGUCAGCAUGCUCCGGCCUCGGUACUGACCAGUUCUCUUUGACUGGCGACACGGCGGUUGUUUCCAUUGACAACUCAACGACUACUAGUGCCAUUUCCAACGGCGGGUGUCCAUCAUCUGCCACUGUUCCGUUGACUGACUUACAGCAGAUUUGUUCUGACGAAUUGAACAACAGCCUUGCCUCAUCGCCAUGUUCGUUUUCCUCUUCUUCAGAAAUUUUGCCUGAAAUGCAGAAAAUUUUGUCAUCAUCACCGGCACUCCUCAGCAUACAUAGUGAUAAAGCACCGCAGACCACUGAUCGCCGUUUUCGCCUUGUCGACAGUUGUUCCGAUGAUCCGCCGAUCACCACUAGCCCAUUGGCAGUGAGUGCGGCUGUUAUUACAGAGGUGCACUCCAAAACCGCUGCCCCAGAAUGCUUGUUAAUACCGUCUCUUGAGAUGACGGUGAUCCUUCCAAGCUCAUCAGUGGGCAACGAUAAGACUUCCACCUCUGUGAAUGCCGCCGGAUACAGACAGAACCUUGCAGGAGGUCGACGUGGAGACGGCAGCGCUUAUGCUGUCAGUGGCGCUCCGCGCCCCAUCUUUCGCUGUAAUGCUUGCUCAAAGACGUUCUUGUUGAAAAAGUACCUGCGACGACAUGAGCGCAUGCAACACCAGAACGGUAAAGUGAACUGUGUUGCCCGCCGAGCAGCUGACGAUGCUCGUCUGAAGAGCCCGACGGCGACUGCACCGUACCUCGACUGUCCACUCUGUCCGAAAAGUUUUGUCAGCAUGAAGCUGCUGAAGCAGCACGUCAGUUUUCAUGCGAGAGCAGACUCGCUAUAA
Soboliphyme baturini is the source of this 2247-nucleotide messenger RNA. The record is from the annotation of a GenBank genome assembly. NCBI's taxonomy places the organism in Eukaryota, Metazoa, Nematoda, Enoplea, Dioctophymatida, Soboliphymatidae.